AUGGGAACCACAUUUGUCGCUAUUAUUUCUGGCGCGGCUGGAAUUGCUGUUCUAUUUUGUAUUGCCUCAUUAUGCAUGAUUUUUUCGGAUAUCAAUAGUUUCUACGAGCAAAAGAUUGAUGAGAUCAAAGAAUUUCGUGAUAUUGAAAAAGCGGCAUGGGAAAAUAUGAUGAGUGUGACAAAUCCAAUGACUGCCGAAUCUGUUUUCUUGAUCGGAAGAAACAAGAGAUAUGCUGGACAACAAUGUAAUUGUGGACCACAAUCGAGAGGAUGUCCUGCUGGACCACCAGGUCCUCCAGGUCCACCAGGACAACGAGGAGAUAAUGGAUUGCCAGGAACUCCAGGACAACCAGGAUCAGGUGCUAGAAUCAAUCCAACAACUCGCAAACCUGCUUAUUGUCAAUUUUGUCCAGCCGGAAGACCUGGAAAUCCAGGACCACCAGGUCCACCAGGAGGUUCGGGACCAAACGGACAACCAGGAUCACCUGCUUAUGGAGGAGGACGUGGGCUUCCAGGAGCACCAGGACCAAAAGGAGAUUCAGGAUCACCAGGAGCACCGGGCAGACCAGGAGCUCCGGGACAAGCUGGUAGACCUGGACAAAGAUCGCGAGGAUUGCCAGGGCCAGCUGGAAGACCAGGACCACCAGGCCCAUCUGGGCCACCAGGACAACCAGGAAAUGGAGGAGGAAGAGGACAACCAGGAAGACAAGGACAACCGGGAUCUUCUGGAAGACCAGGAGGACCAGGUCAACCAGGUCGACCAGGAGCUCCAGGACAUCCAGGAGGACCAGGAAAAGAUGCAGGUAUACUUUUUUGCCAAACUUCAAAACAUACAAUUUUAAAAUGUUUCAGGAUAUUGUGCAUGUCCAGCGAGAUCAUAUGAUUAUGUUCAACGUUCAGCUGUUCGCCGUCGUUACCACCAAUAA
Caenorhabditis angaria is the source of this 925-nucleotide messenger RNA. Lineage: Eukaryota; Metazoa; Nematoda; Chromadorea; Rhabditida; Rhabditidae. The record is from the annotation of a GenBank genome assembly.